GUAAUUUACUGUUUUUAUUCCAAAUAAUACUGGGAUAAAACUUUUCCUGCCAUUGCUUAAACAAAUUGUGCAACACUUUAAGCUGUCAAAUUAAUUUAUUUAUUGCUUACUUUGAGAACAUAUCGUAUUGGAUAUGGCAAAAUCGAUAUUUUCUUACUUUCGCCGACAAUUGGAUGAUAUUUUGUUUUCGAUUGUGGGGUACAUCAUGCGGAGGUUCCUGAGGUCCGCUAUGAUUGUCUUCAGUUGGUUUGUUGUGCCCUAUAGCCGAUUUACCAAUAUGAAAACUGCCCGCCAGAAGCUGCCUCCCAUCAAGAGUCAUCUGCUUGAAAUACCUGCUGUGGAUUUGGCCAAACUUAUUCGCACCAGAAAGAUAAAAAGCGAAGAAGUGGUGCAGGCCUAUAUUGAACGAUGCCAGCAAGUCAAUCCGCUUAUUAAUGCCAUUGUUCAAGAUCGUUUUGAUGAAGCCCUCGAUGAGGCACGUGAAGUCGAUCGAGUCAUUAAUAUGGGUAUUAACACAGUUGACUCUAUGGAAGAACUCACACCACUGCUGGGAGUACCUGUGACCGUCAAGGAAAGUAUAGCCGUCAAAGGUCUCACCAAUCAAGCUGGUCGAGUAUUUAAGACCCCACAGAUUGCCAAAUCAGAUGCUCCGGUUGUGGAGCAGAUCAAGAAAUUUGGUGGAAUAAUCAUGUUGGUGAGCAACACCCCUGAACUUUGUCUGCUAUGGGAAACAUACAACAAUGUGACUGGCCAGACAAAAAACCCCUACGAUUUGAAGCGAACACCGGGAGGAUCGUCGGGAGGCGAAGCAGCGCUGUUAGCCAGUGGUGCAUCUCUACUGGGUCUCACCUCAGACAUUGGUGGGUCUUCACGUCUGCCAGCAAUGUUUAGUGGAAUAUGGGGUCACAAACCGACUCCGUAUGCGGUCUCAUUCAAAGGUCACCAUCCCACAAGUGACUUUCCCAAAUGGGGAGACUUCUUUACAAUUGCUCCAAUGACACGUUACGCCAAAGAUCUUCCACUUCUCCUCAAGUGCAUGGCCGAUCCAACUGGUCCCAAGUUGACGUUAGACAAAGAAGUAAAUGUCAGUGGCAUUCGCUUUUUCUUCAUGGACAACGAUGGUCCAUCUGGAAUGAUGCGUCCGCUUAGCAAGGACCUGCAUGCAGCAAUCAACAGAGUUGCUGGAGACUUCAACGCAAAACGAGUUAACAUUCGCAAAAUGAAGUGGUCCUUGGAUAUAUCCCUCUCAGCUAUGCUGACUAUGAAAAACAUCGAGACAAUCUAUCACAAAACCGAAGAGGGCGAACGGCCGAAGACAGUUUGCACUGAAACUGUCAAAUAUUUCUUCGGUUGUUCGGACAGUAUUUUGCCUUCUGUCAUUUUCGGCCACUUACAGAAUUUCAUGAAAAUCAUACCCAAUUCCAGACACAAGCAUCUGGCAACCAUUAUCGAAGCUCUUAAGACUGAAUUCAAAGAACUCUUGGGAACCGACGGUGUGUUCCUCUACCCCACGUUCCCCAAUACUGCACAUCAGCAUUAUCAAAUUUAUCACAAACUAUUGGAGCCCAUGUACAUGGCGAUUUUCAAUACUCUCGGUCUGCCUGUGACCAAUUGCAUGAUCGGCUUGGAUCGUCGAAACCUGCCGAUGGGCAUACAAGUGGUAGCCAAUCCCGGUCAAGAUCAUCUUUGUCUUGCAGUGGCUAGGGAAAUGGAACGACGAUACGGUGGAUGGGUGCGACCGCCAACAGAAGAAUCCUCGAAUAAAUUAGCGUAAUCAUUACAUUAUUGGAUUGUAAACAUCACAUAUGAGGUUAUUUUUUUUGUUUUUGUAAAUAAAUCUGAAUGCAACUUAAUAGGUUAAAGUUCAAAGUAAAUUCACAUUAGGCUAUGUAUCUAUAUGUAUUAAAAUUUUACAAACAAAAUUAUUUACAUUAUGUAUUAUUGAACAUUUAUUUUUAUUUGUUAACAUUUUUGUUUUGUUUUUAAUUUUAAGGUUUUAAUUUUUUAAUUUUGGGGUAUUAAGCCAUUUUGUUAUUAUACAUACAUUGCAUUAUACAUUUCAUUAUCUAUUUUUUCUUAAUUGAAUACGAACAUAAUUUUAUCAUCAACAACAAAAUAAAUUUAAUAAAAACGAAAAAUUAUACUAAAAAUA
This is a messenger RNA of Eupeodes corollae, 2152 nucleotides long. RefSeq names its product fatty-acid amide hydrolase 2-A. Bases 134 to 1774 code for a protein of 546 amino acids. Lineage: Eukaryota; Metazoa; Arthropoda; Insecta; Diptera; Syrphidae. The transcript is spliced from 3 exons. The record is from RefSeq and is a predicted model, not a curated record.